Vicia faba (fava bean) is the source of this 399-nucleotide messenger RNA. NCBI's taxonomy places the organism in Eukaryota, Viridiplantae, Streptophyta, Magnoliopsida, Fabales, Fabaceae. The record is from the annotation of a GenBank genome assembly.
AUGCCCCACACACAAUUCCAGUCUUCUCCAUAUCUCAAUGUGGGCCCCUCAUCAUCUCACUUUAGCCCUGAUCUGGGAUUUCCCGAAGAAUAUGACUCAACGUACCAUCAAGCACCACAUCACCAUAGCACCCAACAGUCGCAAUACCAAACACCCCAAGAUUCAUUUCCUUUUUAUCCCCUUUACUCAAACAACCAUUGCUAUAGACCAUCCAUGGAAUCCCACCCCCUACCAAGACGAUCAAACUUUGAGGGCAUGGGUAACCGACUGUACCAAAGCGGAUCUUCCAUAUAUGAUGAUCUGACAGAUUUAAUGGAUCCUGUAUGCAUUGACUUCGCUGGGCCAUCGACCCAACCGCAGCAGGAAAAUCGACGAAACCCACCACGAGAUAAGCGAUGA